Molecule: messenger RNA, 852 nt
Organism: Thalassophryne amazonica
Lineage: Eukaryota; Metazoa; Chordata; Actinopteri; Batrachoidiformes; Batrachoididae
Gene: psmb11a
Product: proteasome 20S subunit beta 11a
Exons: 1
Coding region: 1-852 (283 amino acids)
Cellular component (GO): proteasome core complex
Source: RefSeq, a predicted model, not a curated record
AUGCACUUUUUCAUUCCAACUUUACCAAAAUUUUCCUCUGCCUUCUCCCCAAAAAUCCGUCCAGGGACAGCCCACAGGCCUUUUCCUCUCUGUCAUGGAACAACAACUUUAGGCUUCAUCUUCCAAGAUGGUGUCAUUGCUGCUGCAGACACACGUGCAAGCGCUGGUGGGCUUGUUGCCUGCCCAGAUGUUCAUAAGAUUACUCCUAUCCACUCCCAUUUAGUUGUCACCUCCUCUGGUAGUGGUUCAGACUGCACACUGUGGGAGCGGAUUUUGAAAAGAGAGAUCAGACUCUACCAGCUGCGGUACAAACAACGCUUGUCAAUCAGUGGUGCUGCCAAGCUCCUCUCAUUUAUGCUGCACCCCUUUAAAGGGACUGAUGUGUGCGUGGCCCUGACACUGUGUGGCUGGGAUAGAGAUGUAGACCACACUGACUGCACCAAGACUUUCGAUGAUUCAAACAUUUGGAGCAGCUCCUCAGCGAACAACAACCAAGACGUCAGUGUAGAAGCACGUGCAGGAUCUCAGAGCAAUGGGCCAAAGCUGAUAUAUGUGUGCAGUGAUGGUGCCCGACUGCAGGGAGAUGUGUUUUCUGUGGGAUCAGGUUCUCCUUAUGCUUAUGGAGUCUUGGAUAUUGGACUGAGGAGGCAUCUGACUAAAGAGGAAGCAGUUUCUUUGGCUAGAGAAGCUGUGUUCAGGGCCACUCACAGGGAUGCCUACUCUGGAAACAAUGUGGACAUUUUUCACAUCACAGCGCAGGGAUGGAGCUGCAGAGAGAGGGAGAAUUUGAAAGACGAGUACUACCAAGAAAUGGAGAAGAAGGCCACGAUGGUGGAGGAAAGAAGAAAGUAA